Salvelinus fontinalis (brook trout) is the source of this 3804-nucleotide messenger RNA. RefSeq names its product adaptin ear-binding coat-associated protein 1-like. The coding region runs from base 44 to 985 and encodes 313 amino acids. Gene Ontology annotation, biological process: endocytosis. Gene Ontology annotation, cellular component: clathrin vesicle coat; membrane. NCBI's taxonomy places the organism in Eukaryota, Metazoa, Chordata, Actinopteri, Salmoniformes, Salmonidae. The record is from RefSeq and is a predicted model, not a curated record. The transcript has 8 exons.
UAAAUAUUAUUGGAAGAGGGAUGCUGCCUUAAAACAUUGUGGGAUGUGCGCAGGGUCAAUGCAUCCAUUGAUGGAGCACAAACUCCGCUCUGGAAUCCCCAUCACGUCAUCGCGGUCUUGUGAGUAUAUAGGCCACUCGCAAAAACCGAAAGGAACUAUAAGUAAGCCACACAUCAAUUUAAUUUACAUCAAGAUGGCGACCGAGGGCGAAUACGAGUCGAUCCUUUGCGUUAAACCCGACGUCAACGUUUAUCGAAUACCACCGAGGGCUACAAAUCGUGGAUACAGGGCAGCAGACUGGAAGCUGGAUGUGCCCGAUUGGUCAGGGCGCAUGCGGAUCACGGCGAAGGGGAAAGUGGCCUACAUCAAACUGGAAGACAAAGUCUCAGGGGAGCUGUUCGCUCAGGCCCCUGUCACAGAGUAUCCCGGCAUCGCAGUUGAAACCGUAAGCGACUCCAGUCGCUACUUUGUCCUGCGAAUACAGGAUGACAAUGGCCGCAGUGCGUUCAUUGGUGUUGGAUUCGGGGACAGAGGGGACUCUUUUGACUUCAACGUGUCUUUGCAGGACCACUUUAAGUGGGUGAAACAAGAGAAUGAGAUCAGCAAAAACCCUCAGGGGGCAGCUUUAGGACCAAAGCUGGACUUGGGAUUUAAAGACGGACAAACCAUCACCCUUAAUAUUGGGCAAGGCAAAAAGAGGGAUAAGCCACGCCCACAGGGGGCAGGUGGGCUCGGUCUCCUACCGCCGCCACCAAAAGGAAAGAUGGCCCCUCCUCCUUCCUCUGCCUUCUCCAAUCACAACACAGUGCCUCAAACAGGAGGCUCAGAUACGGGCUGUUUGCUAGAUCUGGACAGUAGUAACUCCAACACUGUGGUCCAAUCAUCCAACCCCAGCAGUGAUCUUUGGGGAGACUUCUCCUCUCCUGCAAGUUCGCUCCCUCCAACAUUGCGACAAGAGCACACGCCGAAUUGGGGCCAGUUUUGAGUCCACAUCAUCGCCUUUUUCAUUUGUCUCCAUCGCUGAACGCAAUGCCUCCCUCCGUCGCUACAAACACAAUCAAAGUUAACUUUCCAGGAGACAAAGAGCACCAUGCACAUUACAAUCUCCUCUCAAAGUAAAAAUAAUAAUGAAAAAGUGAUAUUAGGGAUGAUAAUGCAAAUCUAUUGCAAAUAUUCAAUAUUUGGUCAUAUGAGCUUCAUGGUAGGUCUUCAAUAUUUCCUAAGGGCUAUGAUGAUAGGAUCUUAGUGCUGCUUUUUACCCGGCAACAGCGCCCUCUUGUUAAUGUCUACCUAAACAUCCCUACAUGCUGGAUUUUAGAGAGGGGAACCCAUAGGGAACCCAUAGGGAAUGACAAUAUUUUCCAUAGGGCUUUCCCCUGAUCAUAAUAGGGAACAGCAUUCGUAGUAAAUAAUUGUGAAAAGGAAUUGCUCAGACACUCGCCCAAUUUUGUUUCGCCCCGUUCUCCUCAGUGUGCAAUCGUUCACUCCCCCUCAAUGAUUUAAAAGCAUUGGAUGGAGGGAAUCUAUCAUAUUCCUUAUGAUUGCAUGCAAACUAUAGGCUAUUUUUGGGAGAAGGGGGAGAACCGGAAUAGGGCUCAUAUUGAUGAACUUAUCUGUUUCCAUUGUACUGACUGCCUCACGCUUGGCCUGUUUUAAAGAGCGAAGAGCAUGUAUUCUUGUUAACUUUGCUGCAGAGGACUUGACACAGCCCUCUACAGUCCAUUUGUAAGUAGGUAGUUGUGAUGUAGUGUACAUUGGGUGAAAAUCCCUACUUGUAAUGACAGAACUUACAGUUGAAGUCGGAAGUUUACAUACACCUUUGCCAAAUACAUUUAAACUCAGUUUUUCACAAUUCCUGACAUUUACUCCUAGUAAAAAUUCCCUGUUUUAGGUCAGGUAGGAUCACCACUUCAUUUGAAGAAUGUGAAAUGUCAGAAUAAUAGUAGAGAAUUAUUUAUUUCAGCUUUUAUUUCUUUCAUCACAUUCCCAGUGGGUCAGAAGUUUACAUACACCCAAUUAGUAUUUGGUAGCAUUGCCUUUAAAUUGUUUAACUUGGGUCCAACAUUUCGGGUAGCCUUCCACAAGCUUCCCACAAUAGGUUUUGUGAAUUUUGGCCCAUUCCUCUUGACAGAGGUGCUGUAACUGAGUCAGGUUUGUAGGCCUCCUUGCUCACACACACUUUUUCAGUUCUGCCCACAUAUUUUCUAUGGGAUUGAGGUCAUGGCUUUGUGAUGGCCACUCCAAAACCUUGACUUUGUUGUCCUUAAGCCAUUUUGCCACAACUUUGGAAGUAUGCUUGGGGUCAUUGUCCAUUUGGAAGACCCAUUUGUGACCAAGCUUUAACUUCCUGACUGAUGUGUUGAGAUGUUGCUUCAAUAUAUCCACAUCAUUUUUUUUCAUCAUGAUGCCAUCUAUUUUGUGAAGUGCUCCAGUCCCUCCUGCAGCAAAGCACCCCCACAACAUGAUGCUGCCAACACCAUGCUUCACUGUUGGGAUGGUGUUCUUUGGCUUGCAAUCCUCCCCCUUUUUCCUCCAAACAUAACAAUGGUCAUUAUGGCCAAACAGUUCUAUUUUUGUUUCAUCAGAGCAGAGGACAUUUCUCCAAAAAAGUAAGAUUUUUGUCCCCAUGUGCAGUUGCGAACCGUAGUCUGUCUUUUUUAUGGCGGUUUUGGAGCAGUGGCUUCUUCCUUGCUGAGCGGCCUUUCAGGUUAUGUUGAUAUAGGACUCGUUUUACUGUGGAUAUAGAUACUUUUGUACCUGUUUCCUCCAGCAUCUUCACAUGGUCCUUUGCUGUUGUUCUGGGAUUGACUUGCACUUUUUGCACCAAAGUAUGUUCAUCUCUAGGAGAAAGAACGCGUCUCCUUCCUGAGAGGUAUGACGGCUGCGUGGUCCCAUGGUGUUUAUACUUGUGUACUAUUGUUUGUACAGAUGAACAUGCCGUUUGGAAAUUGCUCCCAAGGAUGAACCAGACUUGUGGAGGUCUACAGUUCUUUUUCUGAGGUCUUGGCUGAUUUUCUUUUGAUUUUCCCAUGAUGUCAAGCAAAGAGGCACUGAGUUUGAAGGUAGGCACUGAAAUACAUCCAGGUACACCUCCAAUUGACUCAAAUUAUGUCUAUUAGCCUAUCAGAAGCUUCUAAAGCCAUGACAUCAUUUUCUGGAAUUUUCCAAGCUGUUUAAAGGCACAGUCAACUUAGUGUAUGUAAACUUCUGACCCACUGGAAUUGUGAUACAGUGAAUUAUAAGUGAAAUAAUCUGUCUGUAAACAAUUUUUCGAAAAAUUACUUACUAAAGUAGAGUAGAUUACUAAAGUAGAUGUCCUAACCGACUUGCCAAAACUAUAGUUUGUUAAUAAGACAUUUGUGGAGUGGUUGAAAACAAGUUUUAAUGACUCCAACCUAAGUGUAUGUAACCCUCCGACUUCAACUGUAGGUGUAAAACUAAUGAUAUUCGCAAAAGUGCUUUUCAAUGUUUAAUUUGUAUGAGUUUUAAAGAAGUAGCCUGGGAUGCCAGAUCUGUGUCCGCCUACUCCUCCAAUCUGGCAACCAGGCUGUGAAAUGAUGAUUGUCUAACGCAGUGUAAUAUAAAUGUGUAACAACUGCAGCUAUUGUUGUCGAGGAUGUGCUGUUGGGAUUGAAUAAGUCGCCUAAUGUCAAAAGUGUUUGUUUACCUUCCCCAGAACAUGGUUUCAGAUGGCUCUGUCAUUCCAUAGUUACUGUAAUUUCACCAGACGCGUACUUAUGAUUUAUUGCCUUGGUCGUCAUGACUCAUGACAUCUGAAAGUGGCAAUAAAAACCUUCAACGGGA